UGAGUAAAUUUUUAAAGGAACCUGUGGAGAAAUUUCCUAAAUAUUCCUCCGAGAAAUACCCCAAUGAAUCCUUUUAAAAGUUCCUGAAAUAAUAAUUUCGGAAUAAUAAUUUAAUGAAGAAGAAGUUUCUAAAACCUAACAGGAAUUCCUACAAAAUUCCCUAGGAGAAUUAUUGAGAGAAAAUUGGAGAUGUCUUCGAAGGGAAACUUGAAAGAAUACAGGGAAAAGCUACUUUGAUUUUUUUUUGAGAAAUUUUCCAAAGGAUCCAGGAAGAUAUUCCUGAAGGAAUUCUUGGAGAAAUUCCCGAAGGACUUCGUGGGAGAAUUUCUGAGGGAGCUCGUGGAGGAGUUCCUGAAAAAAUCGUUGGAAGAGUUGAAGAAGAAAUCACUGGAAGAAUUUCUCAAGUAGAAAAAAAAAUAGAAAAUUAGAGAUUUUGGAAAUUAGAGUCCAACAUUGAAUGCAGUAAGCCUCUAAGGAAUUCAUUAAAGAAACAUUUAAGGACCUCCUAAACAAACCUUUUAAGACAUUUAUGUUUGAAAAUUUUGAGUUUCUGGAAUUAUAAUUUCGGAAUAAGUAUUUGAAACAUGUUCGCAAAACGUGUUUGAGGGAAAACUAAUAAACACCCGAACAAAAUACACACUCACUAGCUACAACGCCGUGUGCCCUCGAAUAUACGGACAACCCAAAGCACACAAGCCCAAUUUACCUCUCAGGCCAGUGGUCCCCAACACAACGUCUCCAACGUACCAUCUUUGCAAAUACAUUGCCGGUAUACUCCAGAGAUCGUUCAAAAGCCAGUACAACGCGGUUGACUCAAACACGUUUUGCGAACAUGUCAAUCAACUAACGAUACCACCCGAUCAUGUGCUAGUGUCAUUCGAUGCGGUGUCACUGUUUACAAACGUGACGAAAGAGGUGGUUAUCCACGACAUAAUUUCCAUGUGGGAUGAAAUACGAGAGAACACCAAUAUAAAUUUGGAUCUUUUUCUCGAAAUUGUUGAUUUCUGCGUAGGAGCCAGUUGCUUUUGUUUCCGGCAAAAAUUUUAUGUCCAAAUAUCAGGCACAGCUAUGGGAAGUCCACUCUCUCCCAUUCUUGCCGACAUAGUAAUGGAGAAUUUGUUGAGAAGAGCAAUAACAGCGGCCAAUAUUCUACCAGAGUAUAUCCGCAAAUACGUUGACGACCUAUUCUUGGUUUUACACAAGGAUCAGGUGAAUGCGGUGUUGGCAACCUUCAACUCACAAAACCCGAGAAUUUUGUUCACGUGUGAAGUUGAAGAAAAUGGGCGACUACCAUUUCUCGAUCUGCUAGUAAUACGGGACGAGGAUGGUAGCGUUAAAACCGAUUGGUACGCCAAACCAAUAUCAUCCGGCAGGAUUCUCAACUACUACUCCUUCCAUCCGAGCGAUCAAAAACUGGCGGUAGUCAACAAUUUCAUCGACAGGGUCCGUAGGUUGAGCACCACUCGCAGCAGGGAAGAGCAAGAGCUACUCAUUCACCAGCACCUCAGCAAAAACGAUUACCCUCAUUCUCUCAUCAACCGACUCCUUCAUCAACCACCUCGUACAGACAACCCGGAAAAACCAACAAUCUACCGAUCAAUCCCAUAUGUCCAUGGUCUCAGCUCUAGCAUCAAGAGAAUACUCCACAAGAGCAACACACAAAUAGGAAUCUCCCACAGCUACAAAAACACAGUAGGGCAUCUUUAUAAGAAUGCAAAGGACCCGGUAUCUGAUCUCAGCAAAUGCAACGUCAUAUACCGGAUCGACUGUCGGGAUUGUCCAAGCACAUAUAUUGGGAUGACAACAAAUAAGCUGAGGAAUCGAAUGUACGGACAUCAAACACACGUCAACACACUGGAGAGAAAGUUAUUGGAAGGCCAUCAAUACACAGAUCCGGAAAUACUACAGCUUCAAGAAAAAUCUGCGCUAAUCCACCACUGCAUCCAGCACCAACACCGAUUCAAUAUUGGCAACCCCUCCAUCGUCGAUAUAACACAUAGGAAACAAGCUCUGCAAGUGUUGGAGAUGUGUCACAUCUCGACAACCUCCAACACGGUCAACCAUCGGACUGAUACCGACAAUCUAAGCUGUGCGUACGCACAUCUCCUCGCUUCGAUCAAAGAUCAGAGAGUAGAGAGAAUUGCGUUGUCAACAAACCGAAAUAAUCGACGAGAAACAGAUGAUCAAACAGCUGACCCAACUACCUAACCCACACUAACAAAUCCUACCACCCAAAUUACACCAAAGAUACACACCCCACAGUAAAAUCCGAACGGCGAUUGAUAACAGCCGCAGUGUUGUGUUCCGCUGAUUUCUUGUCCCGAGUGUCUCCCUUUCGUACCACCCACCCAACAUCCCACUAGGGUGCUGGUGAUGAACGAGAAAAGUGCAGUGUCUUUUAGAAUCCGACAAACGAUCGUGUGCAAAAUACGAUUAUCACAAGUUGAUUAAGAUCGAGCCCUGAGGAAGAUCCCAACCCAAGGAUCGAAACGUUGGCAAUGAUAUAGAAGUAUCAACGCUUUUUCCGUGACUGAAAGCCGAAAAACUCCCAUAGUUAUCAAAAAUCCCAGUCGAAUCUUCCCGUGUAGAAGUUACUGAAAAAAAUCUUUAGGGAAGUUGUGAAACAAUCAAUGGAGGAAUUUUUAAAGUGUUCUAUGGAGGAGAAAACUUUAAAAGGAAUCAUUAAAGGUAUUCUUUGAAGAUUUUUUUAAGAAUCCAUAAAGAUAUUCAUGAAGAAAUCGUCAUAGGAAUUCAUAAAAGAAUAAUUGAAGAAACUUCUAAGGAAUUUCUUUUAGAAUUUUUUGUAUGAAACCUUAUGGGAGUUUCCAAAAUAAUAAUUAUGAAAUGAAAAUUUGUUGAAAUUCUCGAUGGAAUUCGUAACAGAAUUUCUGAUGGAACGCUUGAAGGAAUUUCCAAAAGAACCACUAGCAUCCUGAAGGAAUAAUUUUUGGAGGAAUUUCUGAAUGAAUUCUUAGAGGAAUUCCUAUAGAAAUCCCUAGAUACAUUCUUAAGAAAGCCUUUGGAGAAGUUCCUGAAGGAAAACUUGAACAAAUUACUACUGCAGUCCUGCUGAAGAACUCAAAAAAAAUACUUGGAGGAAUUACUAGCGAAAUCUUUGAUUAAAUAAAAAACUCCAUAAGGAUAUUCUUGAAGGGAUCAUUGCAGAAAUUUCUGACGGAUUACGUGAAGGAAAUUCUGAGGAGAUUUCUGACGGAACACUUCGAGGGAUUUCUCAAGGAAUCAUUUGAAUCCUAAAGCAAUCUUUGGAGUAAUAUCUGAAGGAAUCCUUAGGGGAAUUUAUGCAGAAAUCCCUGGAGGAUUUUUUGUGUAAGAAGCCUUGGAGGAGUUUCUGAAGGAAAGCUGCAGGAUUACUGUAAUCCUGCUGAAAGGUUAACAAAAAUACUUGGAGGAAUUACUUGGGAAAUCUUUGGAAAACUUUUUAAAAUAAACCUGGAUAUUCCUGAAGGAAUCCUUGGAGAUUUUCGUGAAGAAUUCCGCUAAUGGCUUUCUGGGGAAAUCAAUAGAGAAUUUCCUGAGAAAAUUGUUGGAGAAGUUGCCAAAGCAAUUACUGAGGGAAUUUAUAAAGUGAAUUAGAAGAGAAAGUUUUAGAAGAAAUAAUUGAAGGAUUUAAAAAAAAAUGAAUAUUUUUUAAAGAAUUCAUUAGGAUAUUCUUGAAGGAAUACUCAGAGGCAUUCAUGAAAGAGUAAUUGAAGGAAAACCUUUAGAUUUUUUUGUAUGAAACCUUGUAUAAGUUUCUGAAAUAAUAGUUUCGCAAGGAGAAUUUUGUGUAAGCUCCUGACGGAGAACUUGAAGGAAUUAUGGAAAUCUUGGAGGAAUCCUUGGGGAAGUUUAUUAGAGAAUUCAUAGAAAGAAAGUUUGGAGUUUCUGAAAGAAAACUGGAAGGAAUUAUUACUGCAAUCCUGCUGAAGGAUUGUAAAAAAAUAAUUCGGAAAGCUUUGAAGAUUUUUUUAAAGAAUCCAUGAAGUUAUUCCUGUAGGCAUUAAAACUACUUGUUUGCAGUCUUGCUACAACAAACAUUCCAUAAUAUUGGCGGGAUAGGGUCUGGGCCAUUUGAGCGGAAGUACCUAUUUUGGGCACUUGCUGCUAUA
Messenger RNA from Aedes albopictus (Asian tiger mosquito), 4109 nucleotides. RefSeq lists its product as uncharacterized. The coding region runs from base 940 to 2208 and encodes 422 amino acids. The record is from RefSeq and is a predicted model, not a curated record. Lineage: Eukaryota; Metazoa; Arthropoda; Insecta; Diptera; Culicidae. The transcript is spliced from 3 exons.